CUCUCUAAAGAAACGCCCAGUGAGGGCCUUCCCGGGGGCUGACUUGCAAACAGAGCAAAAGUGACUGAUUUGAGCUUCUUGUUGCCUUCAGGAGGGUACAAGUUAAAAGGCUUAGAUGGCACAGAAAUAUGAUUGAUCGAUCAAAUCAUAGAUCCCUGUUCUGCCCAUGUUCCAAGCAUUGGUUUUGUACCAUGACUUAGGGUAGAAUACAGCCCUAAAAUACAUAUAAGGAAACAUGCAACAUUUUCAUUAGCUUGUGAAACUCACCAGUGCAAGGCAUUAAGUCACAGCAAAAUUAAACAUAAAGGAGCAGACGCUUAUGAAUAAACGUGGCACCAGCCAGCUAAUCUAACAGUCACAAGGGCUCUUGCUUCAGGGCCUAAGCAGAGGGGUAGCUGAGCUCAGAAAGCUCAGUAUACAAUGCAAUGCAACCUUAAUUUGUAUAUUUUGAAUAGCGUCUUUCGUACAAGACAGCCCCCCACAGUGCUUGGCAGAGUUUAAUGCAGGCCGGUGCAUUGUAUCAGGGACAGAGAGCCUUGGUGCAAAAUCUUGGCCUAGGGAAUACAUUAAGUGGCUCAAUCAUAAAGCCAGCAACGGAGGGCAGAAUUAAGAGGCAUGAGCAAGUAGCAAAGAGAUUUCAGAUGGCGAGUUGCUGCAGGAGACGGCACCAGAUGGCAGGAGCUACGGAGAAGAAGGCUCUCGCACCAGCAAUGGCGAAGCGUGUGAGGGGUUGGAGAGAAGCUAAUCCAAGAAUAGUGGGGAGAACGGGGAGGAGAGCACAGAGGGCCAGGAUGUGGUCACUUGGAACAGCUCUAUAGUGUUAGAGACAUGGAGAGCUGGUCCUGAAAUGAAUGGGAGAUGUUUGCAGUGAAGUUGGGGUGAUGUGGUGGCAUGAUACAGUUCCUAUGACCAUAAAGCGGAAGAGAAACCCCCUUUUUCCAGCUGCAUUCUCUCUGGUUUUGUGCAUAUUUUCCAAAAGGGAGCAAAGCUGGGCCCCAGGGUAACCGUUUGCAAAAAGCCAUCACACGAACCUCAGAACUGCACCUGGGAUCAGUUCUUCCCAGGGACGGGGCAAUUGGCACACUGGGGGUAACGUGUGAGUAGCAGCCAGGGUCUGCCCUGAUGUGUGAGCCCUGCUGGGCUUCUGCUUCUUUUCCAGGUGAGAAGAUGUUCCCAAUUAUGCAUUCGGACCACACCCGAGAGAGAAAAAGGCAGGCGAUGGCCAUCGUGAGGGAGAUGAUGGGAGACGUCCCCCAGCUGGACCUGGGGAAGAAGGUCAGCACCCCCCAGGAUCUGAUGAUGGAAGAGCUGUCUCUGCAGACCAACAGGGGCUCCCAGCUGUUCCAACAGAGGCAGAAGCGGGUGCAGAAGUUCAUCUUGGAGCAUCCUACUGGCUACAGAGCCAGCUCAAGCAGGAUGGCAGCAGGCGGCUCGCACGGCGCGGCUGAGGGGGACCUGGCGGGAAGACCGGACGCGUGGCUGUCUGCCCAGGGCCAGGAGAACUAUCACACUGAGCUUCACGUGGCAGCAGCAGGCCAGGGGACCCCUCCCAAAGUGCCCAAGAAGACAAACAAAGUCCUACAAAUGAGUAAAGCCCUCAAUCCCGAGUCUCUGGCCCCAGGCUACUCUGGACCGCUGAAGGAAGUCCCACCAGAGAAGUUCAACUUCACUGCCAUCCCCAAGGGCUACUGUUCCCCAUGGCAGGAAUUCCUCUUCAGUGAGGACUACCGGAUGGAGAGCAAGAGCCAGCUGCCUGAAUUGCCCAGGAAACCCAGCCACUUCGAGUUGAGGAGCUUCAACAGGACUCCGACCCCGUUUGGUGGAGUGCUGCUCAAUGACAUGUUCACUGUGCCUGGGUUGGAGAUGGAGGCUCAGACAGACACCCCGAACAGCAUGGAGCUCGUCUGGAAUAGACCCAGCUUUAACAGAGCACCCCAGGGCUGGGUACGGAUUUUACCAGAGACAGAAGAGCUGUAAUGUAAUCUUACUCCCCUCUCCUACCCCACAGAUGCUUUAUCUGCUAGACUCAAACAUGCUUUGUUUUAAAUCGCUGGUAGAGGUACUCCUCAGCACAGCAGAAAAGGGGAGUAGAUAUUCUUACCCGUGCACCCUGUGACGGCUCAGUGGCACAGUAGGUCAUCCACUUCCACACACAGCCCCCAGCAAGCUCACCUCUAGAGCCAUUCCUGGGCUACCCCGUUACAAGGUUUUCCUAGGUGUCCGUUAUUGACCAGCCAAGUUCUCAUUGAUAAAACAAGGGGAUUCCAGUAAACUUCCACAUCCAUCAUUAUACUACGGAACAAUCCGAUUGGAGCAGACACAUUGUCCUCGCUCCAGUGUUGUGGCAAAUGGCAGAAGAGCCAGUUGUCAUCACAUCAAGUCGCCUUGCAAUUGUUCUGCUGGAACAUUUGACACCAGCAUUGACAGGUGGUGGCUGCUCAGAGAAAUCCCAGCUUAAGGGCAGUGCUGUAAAAAUGUAAUUUUGGUUGAGAUGGCGGGGGGAGGAGGGGGAUAAGGCAGCGUGGUAAUUGGGGAAUGUGGGUGAAAUAAGUUACUAAUGGCUUUCUGACACAUAAGGAGAUAGCAUGUUAAAGGAAAUUACAUCUAACUCCACUAAGAAACCAAACACAGGGCUGGGUGUGCGGGGCUGGCUGUCAGGCAGAAACACGUACUGCAUAUGAGGGAAGGGAGUGCUUGAGAUCACCAAUACCCGAACUAGGAGAAUCAGGAACCUAUGCCAUUUUCCCUGCUAGCUUCUGAUUGGUGUGUUACACUUCCUUUCCUACCUCUAACAACUUGCUGUAUGAGGUUACACACCACGGUUUUAAUAUUUACACCACUUGAUUACAAUUAUCUAUGGAGGGCCUGAUGCUGCUCAGAUUUUCUUUUUUACUUCAAUAAUAGUCAGGAUCAGAUCCUGCCAAUUUAAGAUGCAGUACACAAUUGGUGCAGCCCCAAAAAACAACGAUUCUGUAUUUAAGUACUUGCCAAUCUGAUCACACAAAUCAAUGCUUGAUAAAAACAUUAAUGUGGUACCACUAGGGAAGAGAGGACAUCCUACAUAACAAACACCUCUAUGGCAAGCAAGACCUUCAUGCAACACAUGCAGAAAGUGGUCAACAAUGGUGUUUUGACCACAGCCUUUUGAAUGCACACAAGCACAGUAUAUAGAACAGAGCUAUCCAUCAAAGGAAGAAUGCUACCCAAAAAAAAGGGCAGAGCAGAACCCAUGUAUGUUCCGAACACUCCCACUCGCCCUGGCUAAUAGAAAAGCUCCAGCUCAACUAUGCACUUUCUACAUUUGUUUAGUUGUUUUUGUCAAAUUCUGACGAUAAUCUUACUGUAACCUUGCAAAACUGGUCUUGUUUUCUUUUUUAAUGGGUGAGUAAUAUAUAUAUUUUUGCAUCAUUGUGGUUAGGCUAGGCAAGUAAUUUUGUAUCCAGGCUGGUAAAAGUGCAAUUUUAAAAGGCUGCCUUAUUUGUAAAUAACGUAACAUACAACCACUGUGUUUCUAAUGCCAACGAGACCAUCCAAAGGAAAAGCAUGCAUCUCAGUUAAUUACAACCUGGGGCACUCACCACUGCAAUGCAACACUCACGUGGGGAACAUUCAUUCCUCUGCCCGCCCCCAGAAGCACACCUGGCCAAACUGAACAAGUAAAAAAGCCAGUUUAAGAGUUUAAAGGUUUAUGCCUAUGAAGUACUGUCCAGCUCUGAGCCCAUCUCCCUCCCCUUUGCCUGUGAGCUGGAGGCCAUGUUUACAUUCAGAAAUCUGGUGGCAGAAAAUAAAUCAGCUAUAUUUGAAAA
Terrapene triunguis (Three-toed box turtle) is the source of this 3806-nucleotide messenger RNA. It is a transcript of the gene MYOZ3, whose product is annotated as myozenin 3. The record is from RefSeq and is a predicted model, not a curated record. Gene Ontology annotation, molecular function: telethonin binding; FATZ binding; actin binding. The transcript is spliced from 6 exons. NCBI's taxonomy places the organism in Eukaryota, Metazoa, Chordata, Testudines, Emydidae. Bases 1123 to 1977 code for a protein of 284 amino acids. Gene Ontology annotation, cellular component: actin cytoskeleton; Z disc.